AUGGCGGGAAAUAACUACGAGGCCGUGGGGAAGUCCAGUGGUAGAGCACGUGGUGGCAGCAAGGCCGGAUGCUGCAUGAAGUUCUGGCUUGUAGUGUUUAUACUCACGACACUUGCCCUCACUGCCGCUGUGCUCUGGCUAGUUUUGGCUCCGGAGGGUGGGAUAAAACCGGAUAAAACCAAGUCAGUAGGCGAAGAAGGCGUUAUGUCUGGGGCGUCCGUGCGACGGCUGCCUGGAAUCUGCACACUGCCACCAGCCCGGGGACCCUGUAAGGCCAGUAUUGAGCGCUUCUUCUAUGACACUACGUCGGCCACGUGCCAGAAAUUCAUCUACGGAGGGUGUUCUGGCAAUGCAAAUAAUUUUGAGACUCUAAAUCAGUGCUUGGAUGCCUGCUCGCCCUCUGCAGGUCAAUCGGUGUCGAAGGACGAUUCGAUACCCGAGUCCGGAGAUGAUGUAGUCGAUACCACAGUGUGCCAACUACCACUCGAACAAGGCAACUGUCUAGCCUACUUCCAACGAUGGGGGUUCGAUGCCAGUCAAGGAAGAUGCGUGCAAUUCAUCUACGGUGGUUGUGGUGGCAACGCCAACAACUUCGAAACGAAGGAAGCCUGUGAGCAGCGAUGCAUCGCUAAUAUACCGAUGCCAAUACCUGCCGCAAACGACGAGACCUUGGAUCCAGUGUGCAAGUUGCCCAAGGAAGUUGGUCCAUGUCGCGCAGCCUACCGCCGAUGGACCUAUGACCUCUCGAAGGGUCAGUGUGUUGAAUUCACCUACGGCGGAUGCUUAGGAAAUGCCAACAACUUCGAGACCAAGGAGGCCUGUGAAGCGAAAUGUGGAGGUAAGAUGUUGCUCACGGAAUACUCUCAGCGCGUUUAUCAGUGUAUGUCAUUUAGGCACUUCGUUGCAUUGGCGUUGCCGUAUUAG
Messenger RNA from Mesocestoides corti, 924 nucleotides. Lineage: Eukaryota; Metazoa; Platyhelminthes; Cestoda; Cyclophyllidea; Mesocestoididae. The record is from the annotation of a GenBank genome assembly.